This is a messenger RNA of Agelaius phoeniceus (red-winged blackbird), 1278 nucleotides long. It is a transcript of the gene GCNT3, whose product is annotated as glucosaminyl (N-acetyl) transferase 3, mucin type. Gene Ontology annotation, molecular function: acetylglucosaminyltransferase activity. Gene Ontology annotation, cellular component: membrane. The record is from RefSeq and is a predicted model, not a curated record. Lineage: Eukaryota; Metazoa; Chordata; Aves; Passeriformes; Icteridae.
AUGCCGUGGUGGCAGCGGGCCCCGGCGGCGCGGCGGCGCUGGGCGCUGCUGCUCGGGCCGCUGGCGCUGCUCGCCGCCGCCUUGGCGCUGCGCGGCACCGCCCGCCCCGGCCCCGCCGACCACCCCCGCCUCUACCGGGCGCUGGAGCUCUCCCCCAGCCGCAGCAUCAACUGCUCGGGGGUCGUCCGCGGGGACCAGACAGCCAUCCAGGAGGCGCAGCUCUACAACCUGGAAGUGGCGAACAGAAGGGCUUCACCGACGCCCGGCGAGUACCUGAACAUUACGAGGGACUGCAGAGCCUUCAAGGAGACCCGGCGCUACAUCGAGUUCCCGCUCAGCCAGGAGGAGGAGGAGUUCCCCAUCGCCUACUCCAUGAUCAUCCACCACAAAAUCGACAUGUUUGAGCGACUCCUGCGGUCCGUCUACGCCCCCCAGAACGUUUACUGCGUCCAUGUAGACAGCAAAUCCCCGGCCGCCUUCCAGGAGGCCGUUAGGGCCAUUGCUGCCUGCUUCCCCAAUGUCUUCGUGGCCAGCCGCCUGGAAAGCGUGGUCUAUGCCUCCUGGUCCCGGGUGCAGGCCGACCUCAACUGCAUGCAGGAUCUCCUGCAGAGCCCUGUGCCAUGGCGCUACCUCAUCAACACCUGCGGCACCGACUUCCCCAUCAAGACCAACGCCGAGAUAGUCCGGGCGCUGCAGCUGUUGCAGGGCCAGAACACCAUGGAGUCCGAGAGGCCCUCGGCCGCCAAGAAGCAGCGCUGGGAGUAUCACCACGAGGUGGGGGAGACCAUCUCUCGCACUUCCCAGAAGAAACUGCCCCCACCCCACAGCUACCCCAUAUUCACGGGCAGCGCCUACAACGCCGUCACGCGGGACUUCGUGCGGUACAUCUUCGAGAACCCCACCGCACAAAAGUUCCUCGAAUGGUCCAAGGACAGCUACAGCCCUGACGAGUACGUUUGGGCCACCCUGAACCGCAUGCCGGGGGUGCCCGGGGGCACACCCCUCAGCGAUAAGUUCCAGCUCUCGGACAUGAACGCCCUUCCCCGCCUGGUCAAGUGGGAGUACCUGGAGGGGGACAUGAGCAAGGGCGCGCCCUACCCGCCCUGCACCGGCCGCCACCAGCGCUCCGUCUGCAUCUACGGAGUGGGCGACGUGCCCUGGAUGCUGCAGCAACACCAUCUCCUGGCCAACAAGUUCGACCCCGAGGUGGACGAUGCGGCCGUCCAGUGUCUCGAGGAGUACCUGCGCCACAAGGCCCUGUACGGCCGGGGGCUCUGA